Messenger RNA from Populus euphratica (Euphrates poplar), 906 nucleotides. RefSeq names its product DNA-directed RNA polymerase II subunit 4. NCBI's taxonomy places the organism in Eukaryota, Viridiplantae, Streptophyta, Magnoliopsida, Malpighiales, Salicaceae. Gene Ontology annotation, cellular component: RNA polymerase complex. The coding region runs from base 200 to 616 and encodes 138 amino acids. Gene Ontology annotation, biological process: DNA-templated transcription initiation. The transcript has 6 exons. Gene Ontology annotation, molecular function: nucleotide binding. The record is from RefSeq and is a predicted model, not a curated record.
AUAUCUACGCUGGUUCGAUUCCUUAACAUCACCAAACUGCUUUUGUUGUCUGAAACUUUAGAAAUCAACUUCUACUUUAGGUUUUGUCAUUAGGGUUCUUGAUGAAGUUCGAAAAAUAUUGAGCUUUAAUAAGAAAUUUGUUCUCCCUCUUUUUCUUCUUGUUAAUUCGACCGUGUUUGAUUUAUUUGUGAGUCACAGUAUGUCAGGAGAAGAGGAAGAGAAUGCUGCCGAGCUCAAAAUCGGAGAUGAUUUUUUGAAAGCCAAGUGCUUGAUGAAUUGUGAAGUUGCUUUAAUUCUUGAGCAUAAGUAUGAGCAGCUUCAACAGAUGUCUGAUGAUCCUAUGAAUCAAGUAUCCCAAGUAUUUGAGAAAUCACUGCAGUAUGUGAAACGCUUUAGCCGCUAUAAAAAUCCCGAUGCUGUCAGACAAGUUCGAGAAAUUCUUAGCCGAUACCAGUUGGCUGAAUUUGAGCUUUGUGUUCUUGGCAACCUUUGCCCAGAAACAGUCGAGGAAGCUAUUGCCAUGGUACCUUCUAUCAAGACCAAAGGCCGAGCUCACGAUGAUGAAGCAAUUGAGAAAAUGUUGAAUGACCUGUCAUUGAUCAAGAAAUUUGAAUAGGGGCUACAAUAUCCCCUUCCUUUUCAAUCUGGAUGAUUGUCAUCUAAAUGUUCAAGGCUUUUUCGCUUGCAAGAAUGAGAGUGGUUUAAGCUGUUGAUGGCUAUCAAUAUCGUUCUAAAUUUCAUCUGAGCCAAAUGGUUUAUACAUCAGUCCUUAUGGCCAUGUACUGUGAUACUGCUCUCACGUGACAUUUGGUAAUUACUUGCACUUGAUAUCAACUGCCUAUUCGAAUGUUACAGUUCAGUCUUUGUUUUGACCCGUUUAUAAAUAGCUAUAUGAUUUAAGACAAA